AACUCUUUUGACACAAUGAAUAACCCUGUCCGACGACAUGCCCCAGCUGCUGCAGUAGUUGCCAACAGAAGCACGUUCACGGGCACAAAGUCACUUCCAAAAAGAGGGCAGAUUAAGUCCAAGAUAGUGGCAGGGAUAUGUUGGACACGAGGCCCAAGGCCCAACAUAUUAGAAACAGAAAAAAAAAACAUAAUACCCGAAGAGCCCGACCCAAUACCAAUCAGUAAACAAUCACACACGCCGCCCCUCUUACAGAACGGAGAUCAGGUGUGGUCGGCGGCGGCACGAGGGAGGUUGGAAAGUGUCCGACACGGCGGAUUUCGCUUGGGCUUCAGUGUCGCAGCACCCAAACGCUCCAACCGCGACUCUAAAACGCAACGUGACCGAGGUCUUCGUCGGGCCUCCGCUCCGGCCGCUAUUUACUACUGUGGUGAAUUUGGAAAAUUCUCACUCUCGACGGAGGCGGAUCUUCGUGCUCUCGACGCGGAGCCUCGCUCACUCACUCUCGAAUGCGAAGCCUCACUCUUGAACUUCUCUCUCUGCUGUAUAAACAUUCUAGUUAUGGAAGAUUCUGAUCAACCAGCCAAAUCUGCUGAAAACCAGCAAACUGAACAAGUGUGUAGUUUUUUCAGAAAGCCAGUUAAUAAAAAGAAUAUAAGGAAACGAACUAUUGUUAAUGAAGAUAAUGAGGAGGACUCAAACAAUGAAACUUCUCUGUUGCAUAUUCAGAAGAAGACCUUAAAGCCUGAUAAUAAGUUGUACUUUUCCACUGGUUCUUCAAAAAGCUCUGCAUCUGCUGAACCCAGUGAAGAACCAGGAAAACCAGUCUUUCAGUUCGAGUCUUCAAAAGAGAUUCAAGUUCAGCAUGAUAGCAAAGCAACUGCAACACUAGAGACCGAGACUGAGUUUUCAAAAGAUGCUCGUGCCAUCCGUGAAAGAGCUCUUAAGCAAGCAGAGGAGAGUCUGAAAGGGAAAAGCCCAAGUUCUAAGAAUGAAAAAUUAUAUAAGGGAAUGAACAGUUACAAAGACUACAAGGCUGGCUUUCGUAGGGAGCAAACAAUUGCUAGUGAAAAAGCUGGCGGGUCACAUGGUCCUCUUAGGGCUUCAGCUCAUAUAAGAGUUUCAGCGAGGUUUGAUUAUCAGCCUGACAUAUGUAAGGAUUAUAAGGAAACUGGUUACUGUGGAUAUGGUGAUUCAUGUAAGUUUAUGCAUGAUCGAGGGGACUACAAGUCUGGGUGGCAGAUGGAGAAGGAAUGGGAAGAAGCUGAGAAAGCAAGGAAGAUGAGAUUGGCUGCAGGAGAGGAUGCAGAUGAGGAGGGUGCUAAUUUGACUGAUGAAGAUGAUGAGGAUUCUUUACCAUUUGCCUGUUUCAUUUGUAGAAACACUUUUGUGGAUCCUGUAGUAACCAAGUGCAAGCACUACUUCUGCGAGCAUUGUGCAUUGAAGCAUCAUGCAAAGAAUAAGAAGUGUUUUGUCUGCAACCAGCCAACUCUUGGCAUUUUUAACGUUGCUCAUGAGAUACGCAGGAAGAUGGCCGAGGAUAAAUCAUAAAAAUGUCUCUCUAGGAUCCAUGGAUCUCUUUACUUCAUGGAAGUUAUCUUUUCUCCCCCAUUUUAGUUUCAUGUUAAAGAUUGAUGCUAUGUAAUGAGUUGAAAACAUACCAGAAGUUUGCACAGUGGAAUUAGUUGAUUCAUUUUGUUGUAUUUCUUUGCCUUAUAGAUUCCAGAAUAUCUAAUGGUGAGAGACAUUUAUGAUAUACCCGUUUGUAUAUAGGGUCAUACUGUGGUUCUUUUUACAGUAGUUUGUUACCAAAUAAAUUUUGAAUAGAGCGACCUUUACUUACACAAUUCUUAUUGAAUUAUAUUGUUGUCAUUGUUAGCAA
Molecule: messenger RNA, 1882 nt
Organism: Glycine soja
Lineage: Eukaryota; Viridiplantae; Streptophyta; Magnoliopsida; Fabales; Fabaceae
Product: zinc finger CCCH domain-containing protein 1-like
Exons: 5
Coding region: 16-1551 (511 amino acids)
Biological process (GO): snoRNA splicing
Cellular component (GO): U2-type spliceosomal complex
Molecular function (GO): metal ion binding
Source: RefSeq, a predicted model, not a curated record